Messenger RNA from Racocetra persica, 291 nucleotides. The record is from the annotation of a GenBank genome assembly. NCBI's taxonomy places the organism in Eukaryota, Fungi, Glomeromycota, Glomeromycetes, Diversisporales, Gigasporaceae.
UUAAAAAGUAAAGCAGAAAAGUUUGAGAAAUUGAAAAAAGAAGAUCCAGAGAAGGCUGCAAAGUUUCGUGAAAAUGAGGCAUGGUCUAAAGCUCUACAAAAGGCACGAGGCGAAAAAAUUAAAGAUGACCCCAAAUUAUUAAAGAAAACUAUUAAAAAGAUCAACUUUAAAAAGAAAAGUAGUGAAAAGGCAUGGAAAGAACGAAUUAAAGCGGUUGCCAAGACUCAAGCUGAACGGCAACAAAAAAGGACUGAAAACAUUCAAGCUCGUAUUGAUGCAAAGAAAAAUAAG